This is a messenger RNA of Pistacia vera, 2611 nucleotides long. RefSeq names its product probable serine/threonine-protein kinase PBL23. Lineage: Eukaryota; Viridiplantae; Streptophyta; Magnoliopsida; Sapindales; Anacardiaceae. Gene Ontology annotation, biological process: protein phosphorylation. The record is from RefSeq and is a predicted model, not a curated record. Gene Ontology annotation, molecular function: ATP binding; protein kinase activity. The transcript has 11 exons. Bases 176 to 2170 code for a protein of 664 amino acids.
GGCGGGGCCGGUGGUUGUGGUGGGAGUGAAGUUUGACGCGGAGAGUCGGGAGUUGCUGACGUGGGCGCUGGUCAAAGUGGCUCAGCCCGGUGACCGUAUCGUUGCUCUUCAUGUUCUUGAUAGAGUUACUGAGAGUACCGGUUCGCUUAUCUCGUUAGUGAAGACUUUUGAUUCUAUGCUCGCUGUUUAUGAAGGUUUCUGCAACUUAAAGCAGGUUGAUUUGAAGCUGAAAGUGUGUAGAGGGACAUCAGUGAAGAAAAUUCUGGUAAGAGAAGCGAAAUCAUAUGGUGCGGCUAAGCUAAUUGUGGGGACUUCUAAGACUCACCAUCCAAUUCGCUCAUCAGCCUCUGUUGCUAAGUACUGUGCAAGAAAAUUGUCUAAAAGUUUCUGGGUUUUUGCUGUUGAUAAUGGCAAAAUUUUGUUUCAGAGAGAAGGAAAUUAUGCUGAAAUGGAUAGUUUGCAAGAUGCUUAUCAGCAGAAAGAUCGAUCAGUUCAUAGAUCGUUAAGUGGGAACGGGAAAGUUUUAACUGGUGGAAAUUUUACUGGAGAUGAAGAGAAAUCGUGUAAACAAUGUCGAGGCUUCUUUUAUAAAUCAGGUUCAAGUUUUAAGAAGAGAGCCCUGAAGAAGAACUGUACUUCUUGUGAUUCGAAGACACGAUUGGCUGAGGAGUCAUCUGGGGAUGGCAAUGAGGAUAAUUCAUUGGCAUUGGUACCUUAUCAAAGCAAUGAGGUGGCUAUAAGUUCGAAUUCCCUGGUAGUUCACGAAUUGCCCCGGGCGAAACAUGGUUGGUCACUUCUUCGUCGGGUGUUUUCCCCCAAACAGCAGCACUUGGAGAAAUCUUCCGAGAACAAGACAUCUUUGAUUCAGUGGGUACUGAGACUUCCAAGCCGGUAUACUUCUGCUGUUGUCUAUCCUGAUCAUAAACAGAGUCAAUCUGUUAGCACGGAUGAGGAUCUUCAUUCCAUGUUGGAUGGGGAGAGUGGGGCAAUUGUGGCUUUUGAUAAUGAGGCUAUGCAUCCUCUUUCACCGUAUCAUGGAUUUCCCAAAGAGUUGGAGAAUUUACAUGAGAGAUUCUCGUCCACCUGUAGAUUGUUCAGCUACAAGGAACUUUCUUUGGUUACAUCUGAUUUCCAUCCCGAUAAUAUGGUCGGUAAAGGUGGGCAUAGUCAUGUUUAUAGAGGGUCUCUUCCGGACCGCAAGGAACUUGCUGUGAAAAUUUUGAAGCCAUCAGAGGAUGUGUUGAAAGAGUUUGUUUCGGAGAUUGAGAUCAUUACAUUUUUACACCACAAGAAUAUAAUCUCCUUAUUUGGAUUCUGUUUUGAGGACAAUAAAUUGCUCUUGGUUUAUGACUUCCUGUCAAGAGGAAGCCUAGAAGAGAGCCUUCAUGGUAAUAAGAAGGAUGCGAUAGCAUUUGGUUGGAAUGAAAGGUAUAAAGUGGCUGUGGGUGUAGCUGAGGCACUGGAUUAUCUACACAAUAGUUGUGAUCAACCAGUCAUCCACAAGGAUGUGAAAUCUUCUAACAUUCUUCUAUCAGAUGAUUUUGAACCACAGUUGUCUGAUUUUGGAUUAGCCAGCUGGGCUUCAACUUCCUCAUCUCAUUUAAGUUGUACAGAUGUUGCGGGAACCUUUGGUUACUUGGCCCCUGAAUAUUUCAUGCAUGGAAAAGUGAGUGACAAAAUUGAUGUCUAUGCGUUUGGUGUUGUGCUUCUGGAGCUUCUUUCUGGUAGAAAGCCGAUUAAUAGAGAAAACCCAAGGGGGGAGGAGAGCCUUGUUAUGUGGGCUAAACCAAUUCUGAAGGAUGGCAAGUUUUCACAAUUGCUGGAUCCAAGUUUAGACCAUGAUUUUGAUAAUGAUCAGAUUGAGAGAAUGGUUUUGGCUGCAACACUAUGCAUCAUAAGAGCUCCCACUCUUAGGCCUCAAAUUAACCUUGUUUUAAAACUUCUUCAAGGUGAUGAGGAAGCAACAACGUGGGCAAGGCAACAAGGUGGUGCACCAGAAGAGCUUGAUCUCAUUGAUGGUGAAGCAUUUCCUAAUAAUAUCCAAUCCCAUCUGAACCUUGCACUUCUAGAUGUGGAUGACGAUACACUUUCUAUCAGUAGCACUGAGCAAACUGUAUCAAUAGAAGAUUACUUGCAAGGGAGAUGGAGUCGAACAUCAAGCUUCGACUAGCCAUGUUUUCAGUUGAAAGCUACUGUGCAACUCUUUUUCCACUGGUUGUGUACAUUCCUUUCAGUUGGUUAGUCUCUCCAUAUUUUUGCUUUAAUGACAGAAACUGGGUCCUGGAAGAGAGGUCUUUCGGAAGAGUUUUGCCCCCUCCCUGACUUUGAAGCUGUGUUGCAGUCAAUGUAUCCGCAGGCUGGUUUUGAUCUCCAUCAGUGCAUAAUCAGUCAGGAUGGAUAAUAACACAAGGUUUUCCACAAAUUGCGCCUGAAAGCGGCGGCGAAUAUUGGUGCAUAAGUAAUUAGUUUCUUGAUGAAAUUGUAAAAUGUUCUGAUCUUCAGUUUUGACAAAAAGUGAUGUAUAGAACAGAACCAGAAUUGGUUUGAUCACAACGAGCUUCUCUUUUGGAGCUCCAUUCUGCUCUCUUUAAUGAAAUUUACUCGUUUAACA